Messenger RNA from Blepharisma stoltei, 574 nucleotides. Lineage: Eukaryota; Ciliophora; Heterotrichea; Heterotrichida; Blepharismidae. The record is from the annotation of a GenBank genome assembly.
AUGGACGAGCAUGCAAAGUAAUCUCAAAAUAGCAAAGAUACCUUAAAAGUCAUCCUAAUCGGUGACUCAGAAGUCGGAAAAUCUACCUUGAUCAAUCGUUUUUGUCUUGGCAGAUAUUCAGAUCUCUAUCUUCCAACAAUUGGAAUAGAAAAGGUAUUGGCUUAGUUAGAAUUCUAUUUCAGCCCUUCAAGAUGGUAGAAGAUGCAUGUUGGAAUUGUGGACUUCAUCAGGUAAUGAGAGAUAUAAAGUGAUUUAUUCUCACUUUUAUAAAGAUGCAAGAGGUAUCAUAAUUGUCUAUGAUAUUACUAAUAGAACAUCUUUUGUAAAUCUAAAAAGAUGGAUCAGGGACGUACAGCUCUAUGCAGGUGCAGAUUCUACUGUGUUUUUAAUUGGAAAUAAAAGCGAUUUGGAAAAUCAAAGAGUUGUGGCGUAUGAGGAGGGAAAAGAAUUCGCAGAUAGCUUUGGAUAUCAUUUUCUAGAGGUCUCAGCAAGGUCGUCUGUAAAUUUAGAAAUGCCGUUUUUGACCUUGACGAGAAUUACGAACUGCAAUCAGAGACAUUCUAUGUCUUUUUAG